Messenger RNA from Vitrella brassicaformis, 538 nucleotides. NCBI's taxonomy places the organism in Eukaryota, Vitrellaceae. The record is from the annotation of a GenBank genome assembly.
UCAGUCUCCACCGCACAAACUCUGGUGAAGCCGCUGGAGACCAGAGAAUUGCUGCAGAAACACACGCAGAGAAAGGCGAUGGUGCAGAAGGUCUGUGUGUUUGUGUGUGCGUGUGUGCAUCACACCUCUCUCAGGAAUGACGGUUCCUCUUCCAACAGGUGUCUGUCGAAAACCACACCAGCAGGCAGGAAGGUAGAUCCCCGCUUCACCAGGAUGCGCUUCUAAGCAGAUCUGCUUUGUUUGUUGAGGUGUCGGCGCCUGCCGCCAGUAGUUGCUCCUUCUCCACAGCGCCUUGCCCUCCACCUUCGUCGGGUUUUAGUGCUCUCGACCCUAACACAAACCAUUGGUCUCAACACAGUGUUUGAUGGUCUGUUACUUAAUCCACUGAGGUCGUUCGUUCUCAAUAUGUGCACCGUCGCUGACAUGAUUGGCGUCGACCAAGCAGCUCCUUGGUGAAACGCCAGUCAACCAUCACAUCAGCAGCUGCACCCAUACUGAUCAACGGCGGCUCACUCGUUAACUCACCCGACUCGCUCAU